AUGCGGGAGAAGAUGGGGCUUAAGCCAAAUGUGGUAUCCUAUGGCUCUCUUCUGAAUGGCUUGUGCAAGAAGGGAAAGCUCCUCGAAGCAGAAGCUAUCUUCCAUGACAUGGUGAAUAGAGAAAUUUCACCCAAUGUGCAGGCCCGUACCAUGUUUAUUGAUGCAUAUUGUGCAGCAGGUAAGAUCCAGAAAGCCUGUGCACUGUUUGAGGACAUGAAGAGAAGAGGGAUCUCUCCAAAUACCGUAACUUAUAAUGCUCUCAUAAAAGGUCUCUGCAAAGAAGGGCGUCUAUCUGAAGCUGAAGAACUGACCCUUUGUCUAGAAGAUGGUGGUCUGAGGCCCGAUGUGGUUACGUGCAAUAUGAUGAUCUCGGCACGCUGCAACGGCGGCAAUACACAUAGAGAAUGUGAAGAUGAACGCAAGGUUCUUUCUUUACAGAAAGAAAUGGCCGAAAAGGGCAUAUUAACUCGAGGGAUGAGAAGAAAUAAUUCGGUAAUGGAUAAGUUUGCAGCUCAGAUGUGA
Messenger RNA from Phoenix dactylifera (date palm), 522 nucleotides. The record is from RefSeq and is a predicted model, not a curated record. Lineage: Eukaryota; Viridiplantae; Streptophyta; Magnoliopsida; Arecales; Arecaceae.